This is a messenger RNA of Bombus huntii, 3847 nucleotides long. Its product is annotated as tripartite motif-containing protein 2-like. The coding region runs from base 1653 to 3842 and encodes 729 amino acids. The transcript is spliced from 12 exons. Gene Ontology annotation, biological process: negative regulation of translation; proteasome-mediated ubiquitin-dependent protein catabolic process; protein polyubiquitination. Gene Ontology annotation, molecular function: zinc ion binding; protein binding; ubiquitin protein ligase activity. Lineage: Eukaryota; Metazoa; Arthropoda; Insecta; Hymenoptera; Apidae. The record is from RefSeq and is a predicted model, not a curated record.
AUUGCCUGUGCCUGUCCGUGUGAUUUUGUGAGAAAAACAGAGUGCCGUGAAAGACGAGGACCGGUGGCCGUGCCACCUGCUGGAGCUUAACGUACAUUGUCUGAAAUCGAUAUCGCCAUCCUUGUCUUUCGUCUUAAGAACGUCAUUCUAGUAGUUUGCAGAGAAGAAAUAUGACCGCGAUGGAAACUGUACACGGGGGAUUGUGUUAAGAGUGGCAAAACCUUCGGUGUUUGUAGUGGGAAAAAAUAAUGAAUGUUGAUCUGACAUUUUUAUUAAUUAGCCACGUAAAAGCUCUGUAGCAACUGCAAACCGUUCGGACACUGUUAACAAGAUAAUUUAAUAAUCGAAUGCUAAAGUAUCGAGUGUGUACAAGACAAAAGUUUGUAUAUACGCAAAACGAUUGUCGAAAUUGCGAUAUUCAUUGACCAGAAAAUUGAUGAAGGUUGAUACACUGAUAAAAAUUAUUAUGUCACGUUGCCUAUUCGCUAUUAGCCAAAAAGUGACUGGACACUAAUCAGUUUCGGCUCGUGACAUGUAUCGGAGAUACAUUUAUAUCUAUAUUCAUCGAUUUCAUUGUUUACAUUUACAAAGUGUGAGAACGAGUAUUAAAUAAAAUCUGCAAACGCAUAUGUUUAUCGAUAUCAAUGUGCACGUCUUUAACUCCUGACAUCGUACAAUUCUUUUGAAACUAAAAAGGAUAUAUAAAUGUUUUAUUAUGUCUCGGCACCUUCUAUUCGUGAUAAAAAAUCAGACACUAAACAUUUGAAUAUAGCUUGCUAGGAAAUGCUGUUGUAAACAGUCGUACGAUAUUGAAGAUCCUGCCGUACUUGAAUCGCUAUAUCAUGGUGCUUUAUUAGUGUGCAUAUCACGCCUGUGUAAGAUCCUUAGGACGCCAUAAAUAAUAUAUCGCGCCAAUACAUUGCUUGUAUAAAAAUAACUUAUCUGAGUUUAUCAAAGGAAGCUUCAUGAGCUGCUGUCCAUUCAUGAAACACACAGCUGUCCGAGAGGCCGGCUGUAGCAAGUGCAUGUAAGUAAGCAAAGCAUACACACAUCAGACGCUACACCUUUUAAUGGGCGACUGCGCAGUAGACAAUUCAGCCAUCUAUGUGGCCGUGUACCUCGCACAAGCAUACCAGGCAUUUCUCCGUCUUUGUAUCGCCGUUGGUGUUGUGCGUCUCUUUACCCUUCAGCAGACGCGUGUAUCUCUCUUUCUUUAUCAUCGCUUUCUCCUAUAUAUUUCUUCUCGCUCUCGUGGCAAACGCUUGAUGGUACGCCAAUACUCAGGGACGUAUGACGCGUAUAACAAACUCUUCGAAUUGAAUAUUAUUUCAGAACAAAACAACUUCUAUUUUGUGCAUCAUAAACGCUACGCUUAAUCGUUCCAAGUAGAUUAUAAUGUAUUAAAAAAUUCACCCACGAAAAAUGAAGCAUUUGUCAGUGUUAUCUAUUCACUAGUAUUCGCGACAAAAAUUCUUCGUAAAAAUCCAUUUAUCUAUUCAAUUCAGCUAUAAACAGAAAAUCGUUGAAAAUCGUGAUACGAUUCGUUUCGUCGAAUCGUUUGAAAUUAUAGUUUUUAAACGUCUCACGAAGAUGGUGGUAUAUCGGCCGAAGGAAUUCUCGCAGAAACAUAAACGACGAAAGAAAGAAACGACAUGUUGGUAGGCCGCAGCCGCGGGCACCCGCAUAGUAUACGUAUUAUUUCGUCCCUGGUAGUGCUGCCGGCUGUGGAUGCAGGCGAGAACGUGCGCAGCUGUAAAACGACACGGCUAGGGGAGAGGAUGGUUAGUAUGAGCUCUAUGCUCGUGGAAACAGUUAGUAUAAACUAUGAAGAUUUUAAUGAAAGUUUUUUAACAUGCGGCACAUGUCUUUGUGUUUAUGAUGGUGGAGAACAUACUCCCAAAUUAUUACCAUGUUCACACACGGUAUGUUUACAUUGCUUAACAAGAAUUGCUGCGUCUCAGACUCGCGAGACCGGUGCCUUUCGAUGUCCUAUUUGCAGAGAAUUAAUAACAAUUCCUCGUGGUGGAGUAGCUGCUUUACCACCUAGUUUCCUAGUGAAUCAAUUACUUGAUCUCAUGUCCAGACAAAGACGGGAGGUUAUUCCAAAAUGUUCAGUCCACAUAAAUCAAGAAUUGUUAUUUUGUGAAACAUGUGAUACAGUGUUCUGUACAGUAUGUACAGGUGGUAAUCAUGCAGGAACAUCUCCAGGAUGUACUGAACAUACUAUCAUACCAUUUAGUAUUGCAAUAAAGAGGAUGUCUGAGAUCUUGCUCUAUAAAGCUAAUGAAUGUAUAUCCAAGUUAACACAAGCUCAAGAUUCUGUGAAUACAGAAUUACAACGUUUGGAAGCUUCAACAGAGAGGUGUUUGAGUGCCGUAGAUACUGAAUUUGCUGAAAUUAUAUCAAAAAUUGAAAGGAGACGUUCAGAAUUACAAGCAGCUGUUACUGCUGCUGCAAGAGAUAAGAAACAUGUGUUAGAGGAACAACAUGCUCUGAUAGAAGCUGAAAAAAAUAAAGUGCAACGAGAAUGUGAAGGCUUACAAUAUCAGGUUGAAGUUCGAAAUAUUACACAAAGAAUUGGUAGUUUAUCUGACCAACUCGAUGCGGCAUCAGCACUUAGUGAACCUAAAGAAAAUGCUUUUAUAACUUUUGAAUUUAAUCACAAUAAUGCUCUUUCUCAAUUAGAGGAAGCUCUUAAUAACUUGGGAAGAGUACGUUCUAGUACAACAUUGCCAGGCUUAUGCAGAGCCCGGUUAAAAGACCCCGCCAUAGCGAAAUUACAAGCAGCUGUAAUAGUAGAAACUAUUGACUAUCAUGGACAUCCUAGAAAUGUUGGAGGAGAUCUUAUUGCUGCAGAAUUAACCUUAGCAGAUAGUAUCCAUUCAGAAAACCAAAGUUCCAAUAUUGAUACUGAAAUUAUAGAUUUAGAAAAUGGUACAUACGAAGUAUUGUUCCGACCCCCAUCUGCAAGCCGCUAUAUCUUAAAGUUGUCAGUUUUCGAGCGACCUAUUAAAGAUUAUCCUUUAUUUUUUGAUGCAACUGAACAUAAUGAACCUAUUAAAAUAUAUGGAAGACGAGGAAUUGGGAAAGACGAAUUUCAUCAACCAGUUGCAGUUGCUGUUGAUGAUGAUGGCAUGAUAUAUAUUUUAGACACUGGGAAUUCACGUAUAAAGGUACUCAAUUGUGAUUUGGAGUUUCAAAGGCAUAUAACUAACGAAGGUCUUGAAGGACGUAGUUGUACAGGAAUUGGUAUUUCUCAACAAGGUAUUGUUGUUGUCAAUUGGAGAACGAGAAAAGUAACUGAAAUGAGUUCUCUAGGAGACACUAUUAAAUCUUUUUCCCAUAAUGCAUUUCAAGAACCCAUUGAUGUUGCAGUAGAUAGAAGUUAUGGUCAUAUACUUGUUGCAGAUAAUGGUCAAAGUUGUGUUUUUGUAUUUGAUUCUGAUGGCAAAAUUCUCUUUCAGGUUGGAAAAAGAAGUACAUUCAAAUUGAUUACUUCUGUAACUGUUGGACCUAACGGUGAAAUUGUAGUUGCUGAUAGUCGUAUACAAGUAUUUUCCGCUAAAGGAGACUUUUCUGAGGAAAUUUAUUCAGAAGGCAAAGGAAGAGGUACUUAUGGAGGCCUUGCUGUUGAUGCAGAAGGCAGAAUACUUGGAACUCGCACCGAUAAAGGUCGCAGUAUAAUUCAAGUUUUAAAGUUAGGAGGAGGUAAUAUUUUAACUGAAAUUGAUUCGCAUAGUUCAAAACUACGACGUCCUUCAGGUAUUGCGGUACUACCUGACAAUCACUUAGUAGUUGUAGACUUGGGAAAUGAUUGUAUAAAGAAAUAUAGAUACUGGUAAAAACA